AUGGCACUUGUCGAUUACACUGCCGCUGAAAAGGAAUUGUACGAGUUUGAUGACCUCAAAAUCGGUGUCAAAGGCCUCGUGGACGCUGGGUUGACCCACAUUCCCAGGUUCUUCAUCCACCCACUGGAGUGUCGUGGAAACAGCUCAUCAGCUCCGCAAAACAAUGGCGCUGAUGGAGUUGAAAUCCCGGUCAUCGAUCUCGAAGGAUUUAAUGACAACGACGACCGGCGAGUAAAGAUGGUCAAUGCCAUUAGAUAUGCAUGCGCAACCUGGGGUUUCUUUCAGAUAGUUAACCAUGGAGUUCCAGUUGCUGUAAUGGAGGAGAUGGUGGAAAGUAUAAGAAGGUUCCAUGAGCAGCCCCAGGAGGCCAAGAUGGAGUGGUACUCACGUGACUUUAGUCGCAAGGUGAAUUAUUAUAGCAGUGGAGAUAUCAAGGGGCGUGCAAAACCAGUACCAGCUGAAUGGAGGGACACGUUGUCCUGCAGAGCUGCAGAUGAUCAGUGGGAUUUUGAUGCACUUCCUGAACUGUGCAGAAGCGAAAUGAAGGAGUAUAUGAAAAACAUGAUUGACCUGCAAGAAAAGCUAUCUGAAUUAAUGUCAGAAGCGUUGGGACUCAAUAAGGAUCACCUAUCCAGCACCGGGUACUUGAAGUCUAUCAAGUUAUCGGGUCACUAUUACCCGGCUUGCCCUGAGCCCGAUUUGACUCUAGGCACAAUCAAACACUCGGACCCCUCUCUCCUCACCUUAGUCCUACAAGACAAGAACAAUGGCCUGCAAGUUCUCCAUAAUGAUCAAUGGGUUGAUGUUCCAGCGGUGGAAGGAGCUUUUGUUGCGAACAUUGGUGACUUUAUGCAGUUGCUUAGUAAUGACAAGUUCAAGAGCGUGGAGCACAGAGUACUGGCUACCCCGUUUGGCAAGCCAAGAAUAUCAGCUGUAUCUUUUUUCCUUCCUUGUGCUAAGGACAUACAUAAGCCAUGCGGACCAAUCAAGGAGCUUUUGUCCGAUAACAGUCCCCCCAUAUACAGGAUCACCUCUUAUGCUGAGUUUAUGAGCCAUUACAGAGUUGUUGGGCAAAUUGGCGGUCGUGCCUUGCCUCACUUUAAACUGUAGCUGGUGAGCCUAGCUAAAUCCUAAGCAUGGGUCCGAUUAUGUUACGUUCAUGUAUACAGUAUUUUUACAUAAAAAUAUCAUACUUUUUGGGUCAUUUUGGCGCAUUAAGUGGUAUAUUUAGCUCAUUGAGUGGUGUAAUACCACUUAAAAGGGUCAAAUGUAGUACGAAAUAGGCCAUGAUAACCUAACGAGUAUUAAAUUUUUUAUGUGUUUGUACUGAAUACGUGAGUGUGAAUGUACCAAAAAGAAUCGUAGCUCUUCAAAAGUACUAUUUUUGUAAUUGUA
This is a messenger RNA of Prunus dulcis (almond), 1395 nucleotides long. RefSeq names its product 1-aminocyclopropane-1-carboxylate oxidase homolog 1-like. Lineage: Eukaryota; Viridiplantae; Streptophyta; Magnoliopsida; Rosales; Rosaceae. The record is from RefSeq and is a predicted model, not a curated record. Bases 1 to 1110 code for a protein of 369 amino acids. The transcript is spliced from 3 exons.